Messenger RNA from Ipomoea triloba (trilobed morning glory), 1600 nucleotides. Its product is annotated as telomerase Cajal body protein 1. Gene Ontology annotation, molecular function: protein binding. NCBI's taxonomy places the organism in Eukaryota, Viridiplantae, Streptophyta, Magnoliopsida, Solanales, Convolvulaceae. The transcript is spliced from 14 exons. The coding region runs from base 64 to 1383 and encodes 439 amino acids. The record is from RefSeq and is a predicted model, not a curated record.
GCUAACAUUCCAAUAAAUUGUGGAGGCAGACUGAACUCACUGAAGGGUUUCUAAAGGGAAACCAUGUCGGAAGAGAUGGAAGUAGAAGCAGCAGAGCAGCAUCAACUCAACACCAAAACGGAAUCAGGAGAAGUUAGUGAUAACCAAUCGGACGAAGCCUCCUAUUCUUGGCCUGUAAUUAACUACGACCUUUCACCGUAUCGUACUCACCACUUCUUCAACCAAUUCCGCACCACAUCAAACCCUAACAAUUUUUUCAAGGGCGUCAAAUGGUCCCCUGAUGGCUCUUGCUUCCUCACUUGCUCUGACGAUAAUACUCUUCGCGUAUUCACAUUACCCUAUGAUGAAGGUGGAUACCUUGUGGAUAAUAGCUCUGCAGCUGAAGAAACUGAUUCCUAUUCAGCAAGUGUAGUAGUUAGCGAGGGAGAGUCUGUGUAUGACUACUGCUGGUAUCCUUACAUGUCUUCUUCAAGUCCAGAUACCUGUGUAUUUGCAAGUUCUACUCGUGACCAUCCUAUUCAUCUAUGGGAUACUUACUCUGGACAGCUAUGUUGCACAUAUCGUGCUUAUGAUGCAAUGGAUGAAAUCACAGCUGCCUUUUCAAUUGCUUUCAACCCUUCAGGGACUAAGAUCUUUGCAGGUUACAACAAAUCUCUUAGAGUAUUUGAUAUUCAUCGACCUGGAAGAGAUUUUGGACACCAUUCCACUCUUCAGGGAAACAAAGAAGGGCAAUCAGGCAUUAUAUCCUCAAUUGCUUUCUCUCCAAGCAAGAAUGGAUUGCUGGCUACAGGUUCAUAUAGCCAAACCACUGCUUUGUAUAGAGAAGAUAACAUGGAAUUGCUUUAUGUAUUGCAUGGCCAAGAAGGUGGUGUUACUCAAGUGCAAUUUUCAAAAGAUGGAAACUUCUUGUAUACUGGAGGCCGUAAGGAUCCUUAUAUUCUUUGCUGGGACAUUCGCAAUACUGUUGACAUUGUUUACAAGCUGUACAGAUCAUCUGAAAGUACAAAUCAGCGGAUACAUUUUGAUGUGGAGCCUCAUGGGCACCACCUUGGAACUGGUGGGCAGGAUGGUUCAGUCCAUAUUUAUAAUCUUCAAACAGGACAAUGGGUAUCAAGCUUUCAAGCUGCAUCAGACACUGUCAAUGGUUUCUCCUACCAUCCUUUUCUGCCAAUGGCUGCCACUUCGUCGGGGCACCGAAGAUUUGUAGGUCUUGAUGACUCGUAUGAGGAUAUGGUCCUGAGCGGCAACGAAAACUGUCUCUCGGUGUGGAGCUUCUAUUCAUCCACUGCAAACACUGAUUCUGCAGAUCAAGACAUCCAACCCGAGGAUUCUAAAGUUACAAAUGGCCAACCGGAGCUAGAGAACCUCCACGAUCAACCUUGACUUACAAACCGGCCUCAUAUGUACUCUAAUUUGUUUUGCAUAACAGGUAAUUCUCUUUGGAUUUACAUGCAGAUUCUGCAUAAUUUUGUAGGUUGUACAAGUCUUUCUUUGGCUCAUCCAGUUUCUAUGAACCUUUGACUCACUGUAGAUCAGAAAAAUCACCAAAAAUUUAUCUGUUGAUUUAUAUGUUAUUUCCUGUCCUUUUUCAUUCUCAAAA